Messenger RNA from Castor canadensis (American beaver), 3065 nucleotides. The record is from RefSeq and is a predicted model, not a curated record. Lineage: Eukaryota; Metazoa; Chordata; Mammalia; Rodentia; Castoridae.
AUGGAUCCUGUGCAGCCACCAUUCAGGGGCUCUGCCUCUGUCCACUCAUCUCAGUAUGUGCGGAUGCCAGGCUGUUGGCCACAGUCUCCUAGGUCUUUGGACACACCUCUUGGUAGGGCAGCACCUACAGGCAGAGGCCAUGUGUUUAGAAAGACAGAGGAAUUCAGCAACCAGAGAUGGCCAGCACAAAGGGAGUCUACAGGUUUGGUAUCCAUGUUCCGAGGCAUGGGCCUUGAGACAGCGCCCCCGACCCCCCCACAACGGGAGGUGCCUCCUUUAGGUAGAGGCAUUUUAGGUCGAGGCUUAUCUGCUAACACAGCCCGAAAGGACAAAAAAGAACCCCAUUCUGCUUUUCCUGAUCAUUCCAUGUUGACAGCUGGAGAUAGCAAGCUGGCAGAGGCCUCUGUAGGUUGGAGUAGAGUACUUGGAAGAGGGAGUUCGGAUGCCUCUAUAUUACCACUGGGCAGAGCAGCCAGUGGUAUAGGCAGAGGAGUGGACAAGCCUCCCAGUGCAUUUGGCCUAACAGCCAGGAAUCCCCUACGUCUGUCACAACCCCCAACUCUAUCCCCACCCUCACUACAUUCAGCGGAUCACCUGACUCUGGAAGGAAAGGAAAAAGAGCUUUUUGUGAAGCAAGGAUCAAAAGGAACGUCUCAGUCUUUGGGACUGAACCUCAUCAAAAUACAGUGUCAUAACGAAGCGGUUUAUCAAUACCAUGUGACUUUCAGCCCCAACGUGGAGUGCAAAAGCAUGAGAUUUGGCAUGUUGAAGGACCAUCGUUCUGUCACUGGAAAUGUCACUGCUUUUGAUGGGUCUAUUCUCUAUCUGCCUGUUAAGCUUCAACAAGUUCUUGAGUUAAAAAGUCAAAGAAAAACUGACAAUGCGGAGAUCAGCAUUAAGAUUCAGUUGACAAAGAUCCUGGAGCCCUGCUCUGACUUGUGCAUUCCCUUCUACAAUGUUGUUUUUCGGCGGGUAAUGAAACUUUUAGAUAUGAAGCUUGUGGGGAGAAACUUCUAUGACCCUACAAGUGCUAUGGUACUUCAGCAACACAGACUGCAGAUCUGGCCUGGCUAUGCAGCUAGCAUCCGGAGGACAGAUGGAGGUCUUUUCCUGCUUGCUGAUGUCUCCCAUAAGGUCAUUCGGAAUGAUUCUGUGCUGGAUGUCAUGCAUGCAAUGUAUCAGCAGAACAAAGAAAACUUCCAGGAUGAGUGCAGUAAACUUCUGGUUGGCAAUAUUGUUAUCACCCGGUACAACAAUCGCACAUACCGUAUCGAUGAUGUGGACUGGAAUAAGACCCCAAAAGACAGCUUCACCAUGUCUGAUGGGAAGGACAUCACGUUCCUGGAAUACUACAGCAAAAACUAUGGGAUCACAGUGAAGGAAGAAGACCAGCCAUUGCUCAUCCACAGGCCCAGUGAGAGACAGAACAACCAUGGCACACUGCUGAAAGGCGAAAUCCUACUGCUACCUGAACUUUCCUUUAUGACUGGGAUCCCAGAGAAGAUGAAGAAGGAUUUCAGAGCCAUGAAGGAUUUGACCCAACAGAUCAACCUGAGCCCCAAACAGCACCAUAAUGCUUUGGGAUGCUUGCUGCAGAGGAUUUCAGAGAAUGAGACAGCCAACAGUGAGCUGACACGUUGGGGGCUCUGUCUGCAAAAGGAUGUACACAAGAUUGAAGGACGUGUUCUGCCAAUGGAAAGAAUUAACUUAAGAAAUACUUCUUUUAUCACAUCUCAAGACCUGAAUUGGAUUAAGGAAGUAACCAGAGACAUUUCCAUCUUGACUGUCCCCAUGCAUUUUUGGGCCCUUUUUUACCCAAAGAGAGCAAUGGAUCAGGCACGAGAACUUGUUAACAUGUUGGAAAAGGUGGCUGGCCCCAUUGGCAUACGUAUGAGCCCACCUGCCUGGGUUGAACUGAAAGAUGACCGGAUAGAGACCUAUGUCAGAACCAUCCAAUCCAUGCUGGGAGUUGAGGGGAAGCUACAGAUGGUGGUGUGCAUCAUCAUGGGCACCCGUGACGAUCUCUAUGGGGCCAUCAAGAAACUGUGCUGUGUGCAGUCCCCGGUGCCCUCUCAGGUCAUCAAUGUCCGAACCAUUGGUCAGCCCACCAGGCUUCGGAGUGUGGCUCAGAAAAUUUUACUUCAGAUUAACUGCAAAUUGGGUGGUGAGCUCUGGGGAGUGGAUAUUCCUCUGAAACAAUUGAUGGUAAUCGGAAUGGAUGUUUACCACGAUCCCAGUAGAGGCAUGCGCUCUGUGGUUGGCUUUGUAGCAAGCAUCAAUCUGACUCUCACUAAGUGGUAUUCGAGAGUGGUGUUCCAGAUGCCUCAUCAGGAGAUUGUGGACAGCCUGAAGCUAUGCCUGGUAGGCUCCUUGAAAAAGUACUAUGAGGUGAACCACUGUCUACCAGAGAAGAUCGUGAUGUAUCGUGAUGGAGUGUCUGAUGGCCAGCUAAAGACGGUUGCCAACUACGAGAUUCCUCAGCUGCAGAAGUGCUUUGAAGCUUUUGAGAAUUACCAGCCCAAGAUGGUGGUGUUUGUAGUUCAGAAGAAAAUCAGCACCAAUCUGUACCUUGCUGCCACUGAGCAUUUUGUGACCCCUUCCCCUGGAACUGUGGUUGAUCAUACGAUAACAAGCUGUGAAUGGGUGGACUUCUACCUUCUUGCCCAUCAUGUACGGCAGGGCUGUGGCAUUCCUACCCAUUAUGUCUGUGUUCUCAACACUGCAAAUCUGAGCCCCGAUCAUAUGCAGAGGUUGACUUUCAAACUGUGCCACAUGUACUGGAAUUGGCCUGGAACCAUCAGAGUUCCAGCUCCUUGCAAGUAUGCCCACAAGCUGGCUUUCCUGUCAGGACAGAUCUUGCAUCACGAACCAGCCAUCCAGCUUUGUGAGAACCUGUUCUUCCUGUGACUGGGGGCCUGGGCAUAGGCUGGUGAGGAGAAAUUGGACUUCCAACUUAGUGACACAGAAUCAAUAGACUGAAGUGGGGUUUCGUGUGUCGGCAUUUUCCCUUUCUCCAACCCUAUAGGAUAAGAUUUCUUUUUUUUUUUCUUUUAAACCUGAUGUCA